Messenger RNA from Asparagus officinalis (garden asparagus), 2000 nucleotides. RefSeq names its product zinc-finger homeodomain protein 4-like. The record is from RefSeq and is a predicted model, not a curated record. Gene Ontology annotation, molecular function: transcription cis-regulatory region binding; DNA-binding transcription factor activity. NCBI's taxonomy places the organism in Eukaryota, Viridiplantae, Streptophyta, Magnoliopsida, Asparagales, Asparagaceae. Gene Ontology annotation, cellular component: nucleus. Gene Ontology annotation, biological process: regulation of developmental process; regulation of DNA-templated transcription.
UCUAAAUAAAAAAUAAAAAAAUAAAAAGAAAUUCCCUUUUCUCUCUCUCUAACUCUCAGACUACUUGUACAAGCCUCUUGACUCUUGUUUAGUGCCUCUCUACCACAAAACACUUGACACAAAAUCUCUGCAUUUGCUCCUCUCACCCUCGCUCUCCCCCCUCCCUCCCCUCUAACAAAAGACUUUUAAAGACUUAAAAGGUGGGGUUGAAAGAGAGAAGGAGAUGGGUUUUCUUCCUUCCCUUUCUUUUCUAGCGUUUCCCUCAUCCUCUUAUUAGCAAAGUUCUAAGGAGGGAAGGGUCUAAUUAGGCACUACUGUUCUUGCUGUUGUUUCCUUCUUGGGUGUUCUCAAGUUUUUUAGACCCUUUUGUAUCCUCCCACACCAACAAAACCAACUGUUCCCAUCCUCUCUCUCUCUCUAUCUCUUUUUUUUAUCCUUUCUUUCUUCUUGUAAUGAUCUCUAAGAUGAAAUCUUUGGCAUUAUUCUAAUUCUACAGUCCUUCAGCCUUUUUUUUUUUUCUUGUGUUUUUGGGUCUCUCAAAAAGAGAAGAACUUUGAAGAAGGUGGAGCAAGUAUGUAUCUAGAUAAGGCUCUUUAGAAUCACACAGGUUUCUAAAACUUCAGUGUCUUUCUUUCCACCCAAAAGAAAGAAAAGGGAAAAUGGGAAAAAUUGUGUGCUUCAUUAUCUCUUUUUUCUAAUCAUUUAGAGUCCCAAGAGCCUCAUAAUUUCUUCUUUAUCUUUCAUAAUUCUUUCCCCUCUCUCUCUCUCUCCCCACCCCACAAAAAAUUAAAAAAAAAUCAUUUUUAAGCACAAAGAUUGAGAUAGAGAUAGAGAGAGAUAUAGAGAGAGAGAGAGAGAAUGGAUCUUUCUUCUCAUGAAGGGGACAUCCCAAUCCCAAUAAGCAGCAGCACAUACAUUGGCGCUCAAAGCCAUGGCCAUUCCUUCCUGUCCUCCUCCAACGGCCCUCCCCGUAAACACCACCACCACCACCACCACCCUCCUCCUCCUCCCCCACUGAAGCACCACCACCACCAAGCCAUUGUCCCAAAAAAGCCGCGGCCGUAGUCACAAUACAGGGAGUGCCUCAGAAUCCACGCGGCCUCCAUCGCGCGGCAACGCCACGACGGCUGCGGCGAGUUCACAGCGCGCGAGGAGGGGACCCUCGAGGCCCUCAAUGUGCAGCCUGCAGGCUGCCACAGGAACUUCCACAGGAAGGAAACCGAAGGGGACCCUUUUCGCAGCAGCCCCUCCUGCGACUGCCGGAGGAACUUCAUCGGCCGGGCACGGCCACAAGGGGUCCUGAUCCCGAGGCCGACCCCCCACAGCAUGAUAAUGCCCCUGGGGGCGGCCUCGGCAAUGCAGACCUCGGAGAGCGACGAGAUGAUUAGCCGUAGGCCCCCGCUGAUGAAGAAGAGGUUCAGGACCAAGUUCAGCGCCGAGCAGAAGGAGAAGAUGCUGGCGUUCGCCGAGAGGGCCGGGUGGAAGCUGCAGAAGCAGGAGGAGGGCGUGGUGCAGCGGUUUUGCCAGGAGAUCGGGGUCAAGAGGAGGGUGCUCAAGGUUUGGAUGCACAACAACAAGCACAAUUUGGCGAAGAAGGAGCCGCUGGCUAACAACUCCAGCUUCAACAACAGCGAAAGGGUCUCGAGCUUCAACAGCGAGAGGGUCGGCGAGAGGAUGAGCGAGUGAAAAGAAUUAAUCGAGCUGGUUGCGUUCACUAAUUCUCCGUAACAAUUGUGUUGAGGAUUGAGUUUAGUUUUGGAAGAGGGUGCGUGUUUUAGAUUGAUGAGUGUUUAGAGCUAGCCCUUGAACUUAUUUUUUCUCUUAGUGCUUUGAGGUUUUUUUUUUCUUUUUUUUCUUUUUUUGGGGUCCUUUUUUUUUUCUUUUUCAAGUGAUGAUCCUAUAUCAAGGGGUUUUAGGUUUAUGAUAUACUGUAUUCUAGGAUGGCACUUUGGUUCGUUUCUUCUGUUUAAUAUGGUGAUGUUGCUCUUAUUAUAUCCCAA